GGCUGGUCCUGGGUAAGGACAGUAUAGAGAAGGACCAGGCAUUGGGAUCAGAGCUGCGGUGUGACUCGCUGCUUGAGAUAAACUGCAUGCAAACAACCAACCAACCAAGCAAGCAAGCAAGCAAGCAAGCAACCAACCAAGCAAGCAAGCAAGCAAGCAAGCGACUGGUUUCGUUUUGGGUUUUUUUCAGCCCUCCAUCCAGCAACGAGAGCAACGUUAUAUUAGCUGGAUCUGCCUCGCUUGGUUUGAAAACCCGUUCAGGGCUGCGAGACGAACAGCAACGAAGAUUUACAAAAAAAAAAAAAAAAAAAAACUGAGCAAGUCUGCUUCGCUCCUCGCUGGAGAGAGAGAGAGAGAGAGAGAGAGAGAGAGAGAGAGAGAGAGAGAGAGAGAGAGGGGAGAAUAAUUCGACUGCCACACCCGCCCCCAGGAGCAGUGCAGGACUUAGCGAAAACACGCCUUGCAAACUGGUGCUGAGACACGGGAGAGCUUGAUUACAGCAAAGCUUCAGCUAUAACAAGCCUUUGUUAAAUACACCAGGGUUUGCAUUUAUUAAUGCAUUGAUAAUUAUUUAUUUAUUUAUUUAUUUAUAUAUAAAAUAAUAAGUUCUCCACCCAGUGGCCACUCCGCUGCAUUGCAAGCCUUAGCCAUGAGCAACGACAAUUCCAAUCGUGCCGGCAGCCGUGGAGACGACGCGUCAGCGGUGGGCGGGGAAGCGGCGGGGCCCGCGCAGGGCCCGGAGGGGGGGGCCCAGGAGACCGGGGUCUCCUCGGACGAGAUGGACGCGCACAGCAACGGGAGCAGCGGGAACGAGACGGCGGGGCACGAGAGCCGCAGCGGCUCCAGCUGCCACGACAAGGACUCGGGGCUGCUGGAAACCACGGAGAGCAACAAGAGCUCAGACUCCCAGAGCCUGUCUCCCCCCAGCAGCUCCAUCGCCUACAGCCUGCUGAGCGGCAGCUCUGAGCAAGACAACCCCUCCACCAGCGGCUGCAGCUCUGACCAGUCUGCCCGUGUGAAGACUCAGAAGGAGCUGAUGAAGGCUCUGAAGGAGUUGAAGCUCGGGGUGCCGUCAGAGCGGCCCGGCAAGGGCAAGUCCAGCACCCUGGCAGCCCUGCAGUACGCUCUGAGCUGUGUGAAGCAAGUGAGAGGUAACCAGCAAUACUUCCACCAGUGGGCUCAGUACGAGAGGCAGCCCUGCAGCCUGGACCUGUCAGCAUUCACCAUCGAGGAGCUGGAGAACAUCACCUCCGCCUGCAGCCUGAAGAACACGGACACCUUCUCGGUCGUGGUGUCCUACCUCACUGGUCAGGUCGUCUAUGCCUCACACCAAGCCUCCUAUGUGCUCCGCUGCAAGCCAGAGGCCCUGCAGGGGGCCCGAUUCUCUGAGCUCCUGGCCCCCCAGGAUGUGAGCGUCUUCUACAGCUCCACCGCGCCAUGCCGCCUGCCUUCCUGGAGUGCCUGCAUGGGAGCAGCUGUCGCCCCUCUGGACUGUGCCCAGGAGAAGUCCAUGUUCUGUAGAAUCAGCAGUGGCAGGGAGAGGGGAGGGGGGGUGCGUUACUGUCCCUUCCGACUGGCCCCCUACCUGCUCACCCUCCGAGACCCCGAGACCUCCGAAGCCCAGCCGUGCUGCCUCCUCUUGGCAGAGAAAAUUCACUCAGGAUACGAGGCUCCUAGAAUACCUUCAGACAAGCGUGUUUUCACCACCAGUCACACACCCAGCUGCCUUUUCCAGGAUGUUGAUGAACGGGCUGUCCCUCUUUUGGGGUACCUGCCCCAGGACCUCGUGGGGACCCCGGUUCUGCCCUACCUUCACCCCGAAGACAGACCAGUCAUGAUUGCCAUCCACAAAAAAAUUCUGAAGCUCGCAGGCCAGCCCUUUGACCACUCCCCGAUCCGGUUCUGCGCUCGGAACGGUGAGUACCUGACCAUCGACACCAGCUGGUCCAGCUUCGUCAACCCCUGGACACGCAAGGUGGCCUUCAUCAUUGGCAGACACAAAGUCAGGACGAGCCCCUUGAAUGAGGAUGUCUUCUCUCUUCCUCGUGUGGUUCAUUUCAAGUCUCUGGAGCCCGAGAUUCACCAGCUGAGCGGACAGAUUCAUCGACUCCUGGUGCAGCCCGUUGUCUCCAGUGGUUCUCAGGGGUACUGCAGUGUUGAGAGUAGUGGUUCCCCUGAGCAGCUCCUCAGCAUCGCCUCAUCCAGCGACAGCAACGCGGCCGAGGAGGCCAGGCUGCACAAACCAGUACGUCCCCGAAUACUCACCAGUACAGACCAGUAUACAGAGCAGCACCCAACACAGUACAACACACUGCAAACCAGUAUGUACCAGCAUACAGAGAAGCACAGAAACAAGCUCCUAUCUGGGGUCGUCGUCCACUCCUCCUUUCCCCCCUCCCCAGUGGUGCUGACUGUAGGGUGCCUGCCUCUUCUCUCCGCAGUGGGGAGCAGCGAGACCCCCAGGCAGCCCGGGGAGACCCCCAAAGAGACGGUCUACGUACCCCGAAUCUCAGCUCUCAAGGAGGCUGUGAGGAAAGAGCCGCCCUCCACCUACUCCUACCAGCAAAUCAACUGCCUGGACAGCAUAAUCCGGUAUCUGCAAAGCUGUAACACCCCCAGUACUGUGAAGAGGAAGUGUGGCUCCACCUCCGGCACGACGUCAUCGAAUUCCGAUGAUGACAAGCAGAAUAAUCGAGCCGGCUCUAGAGGCCAGGCUUCUCCUGCCUCUGCUGCCGCUCCUCCAGCCUCGGGGCAGGGGGGGGGUCUGGGCUCGUCCCACCCCCUCGUCCCCCUCGCCCCCCUCGCCCUGCCAAGCAAGGCUGCCAGCGUGGUGUCCGUCACGAGCCAGUGUAGCUUCAGCAGCACCAUCGUGCACGUGGGGGACAAGAAGCCACCAGAGUCAGAUAUUGUGAUGAUGGAGGACCCCGCCACGCCUUCCCAGGCCCCUCCCCUGGCCACGCCCAGCGCGACCCCUGACCCCAAGGACCCCUACCGCCGGGUGGGGCUGACCAAGGAGGUCCUGUCUGUGCACACGCAGAACGAGGAGGAGGUCUUCCUGAACAGAUUCAAGGACCUGAGCGAGCUGAGAGUGUUCGACCCCGCGGGGCAGGAGCAGAGGGGCAAUACCCACGGCGGGGGCAACAGAGGAGCCAUGCGCAGUUCCCGAAACUACCCAACAGGGGGCAGCAGCAGCCGAAGAGGCAAAUCCAAAGCCAAGCGCCUCAAACACCAGCAGCUCUCCUCCCCCCAAGGUCGUGCGGCGGGGGGAGGAAGGGGGGCUGCCGGCCUAGGUGUGGUCGGACGAGAGGCGAUGGGGCAGGCGCCCGCCCCCCUCGUCGCCCCCGUGAUGGCUUUCGUACUCCCCAACUACUUGUUCCCUCAACUCGGCUCCCCUCUGCCCCAGCCCGUGUACCCAAACCCUUCUCAGAUGUACCCCAGUGCCCAGGCAGCUGCAGCCCCCUCUCCCCUGGGGUCGAGAUGGGGGGAGUCGAUGGGGGGAGCGAGCCCCCUCUCGGGAACCCCCAAGCCCCUAUCCCGCUCCAGCACCCCCCAGUCCGGCAGCUGCGCCCCACACGAGCGGGAAGGAGCCCGCUCGCCCCUCUUUGAGUCACAGUGCAGCUCCCCUCUGCAGCUCAAUCUGCUGCAGCUGGAAGACAGCACCCCCAACAGGCAGGAAGUGGCGACGCAGGCAGCAGCUUCCAUCGCAGCGGCAGCGGCAUUGGCGGCUCGGGAGUGGGCGGGGCCUCAGGCCAGGGGCGGGGCCAGGAAGCAGGCGGUCGCAGGAAGUGAGGUCGUCCGGGAACAAAACAAACACGCCCGUUCUCUCAGCUCCCCUGACCAGGAUGCCAUGUCGAGCUCCACUGACCUGCUGGACCUGCUCCUGCAGGAGGACUCCCGAUCGGGCAGCGGCUCGGCCGCCUCGGGCAGCGGCUCGGCCUCGAGGUCCUCGGGCUCCGGGUCCAAAGGCUGCAGCGGCUCUGCCAGCGGUACCAGAAGCAGUCGGAGCAGCCACACCAGCAAAUACUUUGGCAGCAUUGACUCCUCGGAGAACGGGCUGAGCGGGACACAGCGAGACGGGAGCCGGAGUGGGGCGGGCAGCCUGGCUCCCGAGAGCGAGCAGCUCCUGAAGUGCGUGCUGCAGGACCCCCUCUGGUUGCUCAUGGCCAGCGCUGACGAGAAGGUCAUGAUGACUUACCAGAUACCUGCCAGAGACAUCCAGACGGUGCUCAGGGAGGACAGGGAGAGGCUGAAGGCCAUGCAGAGACAGCAGCCUCGGUUCAGCGAGGCGCAGAAGAGGGAGCUGAGCGAAGUGCACCCCUGGAUCAGGAGUGGGAGACUACCCACGAGCCUGAGAGCGUCUGCUUGUGUGGGCUGCGGCCUAGCUAACCCGGUCGCCGUGGCGACGCCUCUCGAUGUGGAAGUCCACGACAUGGAGCUGAGCGGAAUGCUGGACUCCAGGGAGGAGAACGACGGGAAGGCGACCGUCGCCCUGGAAACGGCCAUGGAGGAGGGAGGGGAGGAGCCAGCGACGCACGGCAACGACCAGGAAAUGCCAGCAGAGGAGCGGGAGACGAGGAAAACCGAGAACGAGGACAAGAGACACGGGGACGCAAGACAAUAAGAGACACGAGGAUGAGACGAGACGAGAGGGAGGACAAGACAAUCAGAGACAGGAGGACGAGAAAAUAAAAAGGAAUUUGAAAAAUCUGUAGAGGUUUUUUUUUUUAUAUUUAUUAAAUCUUCUGAAAAAAUGUACAACUUUCAAACAGCAAAAGGUAAUAAUUAAUAAUUUAAAAAAAAAUAAAUUACCUCCCCUCUAUUUAUUUUUUACUUGUUUACAUUUUUAAUUAUCGACAAAAAAAAAAAAAGAUGAAUAAUAAUAAUCUGCCAUUUUGAAAAUACUACUGGCUGAAGAAUGUAAAAUGGAGUUGGUGUUCCCAUGGAAACAAGACAGGUGACAUAUUGGUGGGGCCAGAGUUUUGAUUGGCUGAGAUCUCCCACGGAGACUGUAGCCAUUCUGAUGUCAUGAGUAGGUGGAGUCCAGAUCAGAGGUUGGACAUCAUUGUAUAUUAUUGUUAAUGUAAUUAUCGUUAUAUGUUGUGAAUUGAGGCAAAAGGAGAAUUUCUAUUGGCUGUGCUCACACGGCAACACGUGGCAAAAUUACCAGUUCUUAAUUGUGAUUGGCUGCCCUCUCCUUCCCAGAGACAAUUGACUUUUGCACAGGUGUGAAGUGAUCACACUGAGACCAAGGACAGGGUGCAGAUCCUGAAUUCCGAUUGGCUGAACUCACACGGAGACCAAGGACAGGUUACAGAUCCUGAAUUGUGAUUGGCUGUGCUUGCGCAGAGACCAAGGGCAGUUUUCAAAUCCUGAAUUCCAAUUGGUUGUGCUCACACGGAGACCAAGGAGAGUUUACAGGCUCUGAAUUGUGGUUGGAUAUUCCCUUCUUCAAAGAGAGACUAUACUGAGGAUUUCGGAGCAUAAUAGUGGCACCAAACACAAGUGACAUGAACACAGCUUCUCCCUCUCUCCAUCUCCCUCUUGCGUUCUUUCUCGAUUGAUGUCUGGGUUCAUUGCAGCAUGUUCACAUUUUGUAUUAAAAUAAAAAUAAAAUGAAAUAAAAUA
Molecule: messenger RNA, 5625 nt
Organism: Polyodon spathula (Mississippi paddlefish)
Lineage: Eukaryota; Metazoa; Chordata; Actinopteri; Acipenseriformes; Polyodontidae
Product: period circadian protein homolog 1-like
Biological process (GO): circadian regulation of gene expression; entrainment of circadian clock by photoperiod; negative regulation of transcription by RNA polymerase II
Cellular component (GO): cytoplasm; nucleus
Molecular function (GO): transcription cis-regulatory region binding; transcription corepressor binding
Source: RefSeq, a predicted model, not a curated record